This is a messenger RNA of Penicillium macrosclerotiorum, 375 nucleotides long. Its product is annotated as quinone oxidoreductase. NCBI's taxonomy places the organism in Eukaryota, Fungi, Ascomycota, Eurotiomycetes, Eurotiales, Aspergillaceae. The coding region runs from base 1 to 375 and encodes 124 amino acids. The record is from RefSeq and is a predicted model, not a curated record. The transcript has a single exon. Gene Ontology annotation, molecular function: oxidoreductase activity, acting on NAD(P)H.
AUGAAAGAAGUCAUUGUUCAGCCAACCCUGCCACAAGUCACCGCAUACGUGCGGGACACUACAAUCCCCAACAUAGCACCCGACGAAAUGCUUGUCAAAGUUGAAGUUGCAGCUAGCAACCCUAAAAGUAUGUACUCGUUCGGCAGCCAGCUGAGAAUCUGCUCGCUGACCAGCUUAGAUUUCAAGCAUCUGUACGCUACCAACAAGGCAGUUAACAGCGGAGAUGAUGUCGCCGGCUAUGUGAGCGCAGUCGCGAAAGACGUCGAGAACACAGGCGAGUUUUGCAUUGGUGACCGAGUGGCUGGUUUCCACAAGAUGCUCAUGCCCGGUGGAGCGUAUGAUAACGUUGUUAAAUUGCGCCUACAGUUCUUCUAG